AUGCUUAUGACACUGCUAAUUAAUGAUGCUGGUGAAAGGACACCAGACUCAACAGCAGAGCUCCACACGGCCAGUAUUGGAAAGACUCUGAACGACUGCUUAAACCAGAAAAGAUGCAGUGCUUGCCUAGAGUUCUUUUAUUCUGCGAACCACAGAUGUAAAGGGAAAUACGGUCCUCGACACCUGCCCGCCUCGCAAGACAGAGAUGCGCUCCCGCGGUGCCCCUGGAUCCCGAGGCCCGAAGGAUGCCGUCCCCCGUCCCAGCCGAGCUCCGUACGCAGGGCGUUAUGCAACCGUCCGGCCAGGCCGGGGCGACACCGGGACGGUCCCAGCGCCGGUGGGUCGCUGGCUUUCCGGGUGACAAGCGACCCCUGCACCUGCUACCGCUCGUCCCCAUCCCUACCGCGGGCAGGUCCCGCGGCAGGCGCCCCAAGGAGCGCGCUGCCUCAGCACAGAGACUCGCGAAUUCGGGAAAAGCGGGGCGCAGGCCGCAGCCGCGGCGGACAGCCGGGCCCCGCGCAGCCCUCCGUCCUCCCGGACACGGGCAGUGCGGGCCCGGCCAGCUCCUCGCACUGGUACGGCCGGGCCCGCGCCCGCCUCAGCCGCGCUCUCUCGCGCCAGACACUGAUCGGAGCUCGGCUCGCGGAGCCCCGUCCUGUUCGCCCGCCUCCCCCGCGCCGUGCCGCGGCCGCCGCCUCCCCGAGGCGUGGGCCUGGCGGGCGCCGCGGGAGCGGACGGCGGGGCCGGGCCUGGCGCAGAGCGGCGGCGGGGCCGGAACAGGCCGCGAGCCUGGAGCGCCCAACUGGGCCUUCCCCUUCCCCAGGCCACGGAGCUCGCCAGCCGCCUGUCCCCGACUUCCUCGGCAUCAACCACCCGCGCCGGCGCGGCUCCGCCAGCGUUACUUACCGAGGGCCGCGAGCGCCGGGUCCCGGGAGGUGA
This is a messenger RNA of Onychostruthus taczanowskii (white-rumped snowfinch), 939 nucleotides long. Its product is annotated as translation initiation factor IF-2-like. NCBI's taxonomy places the organism in Eukaryota, Metazoa, Chordata, Aves, Passeriformes, Passeridae. The record is from RefSeq and is a predicted model, not a curated record. The coding region runs from base 1 to 939 and encodes 312 amino acids. The transcript has 3 exons.